Alexandromys fortis (reed vole) is the source of this 3397-nucleotide messenger RNA. It is a transcript of the gene Tmprss15, whose product is annotated as transmembrane serine protease 15. The transcript is spliced from 27 exons. Gene Ontology annotation, cellular component: membrane. Gene Ontology annotation, biological process: proteolysis. The coding region runs from base 1 to 3171 and encodes 1056 amino acids. Gene Ontology annotation, molecular function: serine-type endopeptidase activity; protein binding. Lineage: Eukaryota; Metazoa; Chordata; Mammalia; Rodentia; Cricetidae. The record is from RefSeq and is a predicted model, not a curated record.
AUGAAGUCAGACAGAAAGGUGGCCGCAGGACGUCAUUCUCUCAGCUCUUUUGAGGCAAUGCUCUCGGUUCUCUUCAUUAUUCUUAUGGUCCUAUGUGCUGGGUUAAUUGCAGUGUCCUGGCUGGCAAUCAAGGAAUCAGAAACAGAUGCAGCCCUUGGAAAAAGUCAUGAAGUCAGAGGGACAUUUAAAAUAACAUCUGGAGUGACAUAUAAUCCUAAUUUACAAGACAGACUCUCAGCAGAUUUCAAAGUUCUUGCUUUUGACCUUCAGCAAAUGAUAGAUCAGAUCUUUGAAUCAAGUAAUCUGAAGAAUGAAUAUAAGAAAUCGAGCGUUUUCCAAUUUGAAAAUGGCAGCGUUAUAGUCCUUUUUGACCUUUAUUUUGCUCAGUGGGUAUCAGAUGAAAAUGUAAAAGAAGAACUGAUUCAAGGCAUUGAAGCAAAUACAUCCAACCAACUGGUCACUUUCCGUAUUGAUUUGAACAGCAUUGAUAUCACAGCAUCUUUGGGUGACUUCUCCACAGCAUUCCCUGUCACUACUUCAGCUGGGUUGGGUAACUUCUCAACAGCAAUUGCUAUAACAACUUCAGCAUCUUUGGGUAACUUCUCAACAGCUAUUGCUACAACCACUUCAGGCAGUGUCCCAGUAGAGUGCCAGCCUGGUUCACGACCCUGUGCUAAUAUUUGGAAUUGUAUAGCAACUGAUUUAUUUUGUGAUGGAGAAGUGAAUUGUCCAGAUGGUUCAGAUGAAGACAGAAAACUGUGUGCCACAGCUUGUGAUGGAAGGUUUUUGUUGACGGAAAAUUCUGGAUCUUUCCAAGCUGAUCGUUACCCAGGGUCAGACAGUUCAGGUGUUGUUUGCCGCUGGAUCAUCAGUGUAAGCCAAGGACUUUCCACUCAGAUCAGCUUUGGAUCUUUUAUUGCACAUUAUACUGAUGUGUUAGAUAUUUAUGAAGGCAUAGGACCCAGCAAAAUUUUAAGAGCCUCUUUUGUGGAAACUGAUCCUGGAACAGUUCGAAUUUUCUCCAACCUAGUUACAGUCGCCUUUCUGGUAGAAUCUGAUGAAAGUGAUUACAUUGGCUUUAAUGCGACCUAUGGCACCUUUAACAGCAACGACCUUAGCAAUGAUGAGAAAAUCAACUGUACUUUUGAAGAUGGCUUUUGCUUCUGGGUCCAGGAUCUUGAUGACGAUAAUGAGUGGGCAAGAAUUCGGGGGCCACAAUUUCCUCUCUUCACAGGACCAUCUUUUGACCACACAUUUGGAAACGAUUCAGGAUUUUACAUUUCUACACCAACGGAACGAUGCUGGAGAAACGAAAGAGUGGGGCUUUUGAGCCUCUCUUUAGAGCUCGCUUCGGAGCCUGCCUGCCUUCAUUUCUGGUAUUACAUGUGUUGUGAAAAUGUCUACAACUUAAGCAUCCAAAUCAGCAGUGAUGAAAGCACAGACAAGACAGUUUUUCAAAGAACAGGAAAUUAUGGGAGGAAUUGGAAUUAUGGCCAAGUUACAUUUAAUGAAACAGGGAAAUUUAAGGUUGUAUUCAAUGCAUUUAGAAACCCAGGUUUUAGUACAAUAGGUCUGGAUGACAUAAACCUAACAAAUGGAAUGUGUAGUGAGAGUCCUUAUCCAGAACCAACUUUGGUUCCUACACCUCCACCAGAGCUUCCUACUGACUGCGGAGGACCUUUUGAAUUAUGGGAGCCAAACACAACAUUCAGUUCUCCCAACUUUCCAGAUACCUACCCUAAUCAAGCUUUCUGUGUAUGGAAUUUAAAUGCACAGAAGGGAAAAAAUAUCCAACUUCAUUUUCAAGAGUUUGAGUUGGAAAGCAUCAAUGAUGUGGUUGAAGUGAGAGAUGGGGGAGAAGUUGACUCCUUACUCUUAGCUGUGUAUACAGGGCCUGGCCCUGUGAAGGACGUGUUCUCCACCACCAACAGGAUGACUGUGCUUUUCAUCACAAGCAGGAUAACGGCAAGCAGGGGCUUCAAAGCAAAUUUCACUACUGGAUAUUACUUGGGCAUCCCAGAGCCCUGCCAGGAUGAAGAAUUUCAAUGUAAAGAUGGAAAGUGUAUUCCAAUGGGGAACCUCUGUGAUGGACACACACACUGUGCUGAUGGCUCAGAUGAAGAAGACUGUGUGAGGUUUCUCAAUGGCACAAUGAACAACAAUGGUUUGGUACAGUUCAAAAUCCAUAGUGUUUGGCAUGUCGCUUGUGCCGAGCACUGGACUGCACAGAUUUCAGAUGAAGUUUGUCAACUCCUGGGACAAGGGAGUGCAAAUUCAUCAAUGACAAUGUUGUCUGCUGGAAAUGGACCUUUUGUGAGUUUAAACAUAGCCCCUAAUGGCAGCUUGACACUAACACCCAGUCUUCAGUGCUCACAAAAUUUAUUGAUUAUGCUACAUUGUAACCAUAAAUCAUGUGGAGAAAAAAUGGUGGCCUCGAAUGUCAACCCAAAGAUCGUUGGUGGAAGUGAUGCCGAGGCAGGGUCGUGGCCCUGGCUUGUGGCUCUGUAUUACAGAGACAGUUACAGAGACCAGCUGCUCUGUGGUGCGUCUCUCGUCAGCAGUGAAUGGCUAGUGUCUGCUGCACACUGUGUCUAUGGACGAAAUGUAGAUCCAACCAGGUGGACAGCAGUCCUGGGCCUGCAUAUGCAAUCGAAUCUGACUUCUCCUCAAGUAGAAAGACGGGUAAUCGAUCAAAUUGUCAUCAGUCCUCAUUAUGAUAGGAGAAGAAAGUUCAGUGACAUUGUUAUGCUGCACCUUGAGUUUAAAGUGAAUUACACAGAUCAUAUCCAGCCUAUUUGUUUACCAGAAGAAAAUCAAAUAUUCAGUCCAGGGAGAAUUUGUUCAAUUGCUGGCUGGGGCGCUACUGAAAACGGAGGUUCUACUGUCAAUGUGCAGCAAGAAGCUGAUGUUCCUCUUGUAUCCAAUGAGAAGUGCCAGCAACAGCUGCCCGAAUACAACAUCACUGGAAAUAUGAUAUGUGCAGGAUAUGAAGAAGGAGGCAUUGAUUCUUGUCAGGGUGAUUCAGGAGGACCAUUAAUGUGUCAAGAAAACAACAGGUGGCUUCUUGUUGGUGUGACAUCAUUUGGAGUGCAAUGUGCACUGCCUAAUCGCCCUGGCGUAUAUGUCCGGGUCUCAGAGUUUGUAGAGUGGAUACAGAGUUUUCUGCAUUAGUCAUUUUCCUGACCCAAGCAUGAAAGUUGGGAAGUUUUGGUUUAUUUGUUUGUUUUUCCUUUUUAUUCAAAAUAGCAUGGCAACUGAGAGUUUUGUGAGAAGAAAGAAAAGGCCUUUCUAUUAAAUUGAAUCAUUUAAAUACUGGGAUGAAGAAGAAAAACAAAACAAGAAAUUAAAAUCAAUCUCUGCAACAUUAAUUAACUCUAAAAUGAAUUUUUGUUUCAUA